Strongylocentrotus purpuratus (purple sea urchin) is the source of this 5796-nucleotide messenger RNA. RefSeq lists its product as uncharacterized. The transcript is spliced from 2 exons. The record is from RefSeq and is a predicted model, not a curated record. Bases 1 to 5796 code for a protein of 1931 amino acids. Gene Ontology annotation, molecular function: protein binding. NCBI's taxonomy places the organism in Eukaryota, Metazoa, Echinodermata, Echinoidea, Camarodonta, Strongylocentrotidae.
AUGCUAUCACAACAUACAUACGGUGCUUUGGAUACUGAGCACAAUGAAGCACAGAGAGAGCACACCGAUGGAGAAGAUCAUGUACUGUCUAAUACGCCUACAGUACUUCGACCCGAUGCAUUUAAAGAGGACGAGAAGACAGAGCUGUCACACGGUACUCUUGUAAAUAUGAAUACCGAACCAUCCGCUGAUGACAAGUGCGUCAAAUUGGCAGAAAUCUUAGAGAUUAGAAAGGAAAACGUUUUUAAUGGAAUGAAGAAACUGGCCAUGAGACGGAGUGAUGCCAGUGUGUUCAAACUAGAGCUACCAUUCAACCCUGUCAUUGACCAGAUGGAUGAUGAGGGAUACACACCGCUCUACAAGGCAGCCUUAGAAGGUCGUCUCAUUGCAGAAGACGCUUAUGUAAACAAGGCAGAUUCCAAGGGUUGUACACCAUUCAAUGCUGCCGUUCAAUAUGGUCAUCUUGAAGCUGUCGAAUAUCUCAUGACUAAAGGAGCCAAGCAGAACAGAUAUGCUGGAAGGACGCCACUCUAUGCUGCAGCACAACUUGGUCAUUUAGACAUCGUCAAAUUCUUCAUUUCGAAAGGAGCUGAUGUAAACGAAGAAGAUGAAAAGGGGGAAAUUCCUCUUCACGGUGCAGCUUCUGGAGGCCACUUAGAAGUCAUGAAAUAUCUCAUUCAGCAAGGAUCUAAUGUGAACAAGGCGAAUUCCGAGGGUUGGACUCCAUUCAAUGCUGCCGUUCAGUAUGGCCAUCUUGAAGCUGUAAAAUAUCUCAUGACUAAAGGAGCGACGCAAAACAGAUAUAAUGGAAUGACCCCACUCUAUGCUGCAGCACAAUCUGGUCAUUUAAACAUCGUACAAUUCGUCAUUUCUAAAGGAGCUGAUGUGAACGAAGAACAUGACAAAAGAAUGAUUCCUCUCCACGGUGCAGCUUCUGGAGCCCAUUUAAUAGAAGUCAUGAAAUAUCUCAUUCAACAAGGAUCUAAUGUGAACAAGACAAAUCUCAAGGGUUGGACUCCAUUCAAUGCUGCCGUUCAAUAUGGCUAUCUUGAAGCUGUCAAAUGUCUCAUAACUGAAGGAGCGAAGCAGAACAGAUAUAAUGGUAAAGCCCCUCUCUAUGCUGCCGCAAAAUGUAGUCAUUUAGACAUCGUCAGACUCUUCAUAUCCAAUGGCGCUGAUGUGAACGAAGAAGAUGAGGAAGGGGAGAUUCCUCUCCACGGUGCAGCUAUUGACGGUAACGUUGAAGUCAUGGCAUAUCUCAUUCAGCAAGGUUCUGAUACGAACAAGUGUGAUGCCGAUGGUUGGACACCAUUCAAUGCCGCUAUUCAAUAUGGUCAUCUAGAAUCCGUCAAAUACCUCAUAACUAAAGGAGCGAAGCAGAACAGAUAUGCUGGAAGGACCCCACUUUAUGCCGCAGCACAAUUGGGUCAUUUAGACAUCGUCAGACUCUUCAUAUCCAAUGGCGCUGAUGUAAACGAAAAAGAUGAGGAAGGGGAGAUUCCUCUCCACGGUGCAGCUAAUGACGGUAACGUUGAAGUCAUAAAAUAUCUCAUUCAGCAAGGAUCUGAUGUAAACAAGAUGGAUGCCGAGGGUUGGACACCGUUCAAUGCUGCUGUCCAAGAGGGCCAAUUAGAAGCUGUCAAAUAUCUCAUGACUAAAGGAGCGAAGCAAAACAGAAAUGAUGGAAUGACCCCACUCUAUGCCGCAGCCCAAUCUGGUCGUUUAGACAUCGUCAAAUUCUUCAUAUCCAAUGGCGCUGAUGUGAACGAAGAAGAUGACAGAAGGAAGAUUCCUCUCCACGGUGCAGCUUGUGAAGGCCACUUAGAAGUCAUGGAAUAUCUCAUUCAGCAAGGAUCUGAUACGAACAAGUGUGAUGCUGAGGGUUGGACACCAUUCAAUGCUGCCGUGCAAUAUGGCCAUCUAGAAUCCGUCAAAUACCUCAUAACUAAAGGAGCGAAGCGGAACAGAUAUGCCGGAAUGACCCCACUUUAUGCCGCAGCACAAUCUGGUCAUUUAGACAUCGUCAAGUUCUUCAUCUCAGAAGGAGCUGAUGUGAACGAAGAAGAUGAGGAAGGGAUGAUUCCUCUCCGCGGUGCAGCUGCUGGAGGCCAAUUAGAAGUCAUGGAAUAUCUCAUUCAGCAAGGAUCUGAUGUGAACAAGGCUGAUGCCAAGGGUGGGACAUCAUUCAAUGCUGCUGUCCAAGGGGGUCAUCUUGAAGCUGUCGAAUAUCUCAUGACUAAAGGAGCGAAGCAGAACAGAUAUGAUGGAAUGACCCCACUCUAUGCCGCAGCACAAUCUGGUUGUUUAGACAUCGUCAAAUUCUUCAUAUCCAAUGGCGCUGAUGUGAACGAAGAACAUGCCAGAAGGAUGAUUCCUCUCAACGGUGCAGCUCAUAGAGGCCAAUUAGAAGUCAUGGAAUAUCUCAUUCAGCAAGGAGCUGAUGUGAACAAGGCUGAUGCCAAGGGUGGGACAUCUUUCAAUGCUGCUGUCCAAGGGGGUCAUCUUGAAGCUGUCGAAUAUCUCAUGACUAAAGGAGCGAAGCAGAACAGAUAUGAUGGAAUGACCCCACUCUAUGCCGCAGCACAAUCUGGUUGUUUAGACAUCGUCAAAUUCUUCAUAUCCAAUGGCGCUGAUGUGAACGAAGAAGAUGACAGAAGGAAGAUUCCUCUCCACGGUGCAGCUUGUGAAGGCCACUUAGAAGUCAUGGAAUAUCUCAUUCAGCAAGGAUCUGAUACGAACAAGUGUGAUGCUGAGGGUUGGACACCAUUCAAUGCUGCCGUGCAAUAUGGCCAUCUAGAAUCCGUCAAAUACCUCAUAACUAAAGGAGCGAAGCGGAACAGAUAUGCCGGAAUGACCCCACUUUAUGCCGCAGCACAAUCUGGUCAUUUAGACAUCGUCAAGUUCUUCAUCUCAGAAGGAGCUGAUGUAAACGAAGAAGAUGAGGAAGGGAUGAUUCCUCUCCGCGGUGCAGCUGCUGGAGGCCAAUUAGAAGUCAUGGAAUAUCUCAUUCAGCAAGGAUCUGAUGUGAACAAGGCUGAUGCCAAGGGUGGGACAUCAUUCAAUGCUGCUGUCCAAGGGGGUCAUCUUGAAGCUGUCGAAUAUCUCAUGACUAAAGGAGCGAAGCAGAACAGAUAUGAUGGAAUGACCCCACUCUAUGCCGCAGCACAAUCUGGUUGUUUAGACAUCGUCAAAUUCUUCAUAUCCAAUGGCGCUGAUGUGAACGAAGAACAUGCCAGAAGGAUGAUUCCUCUCCACGGUGCAGCUCAUAGAGGCCAAUUAGAAGUCAUGGAAUAUCUCAUUCAGCAAGGAGCUGAUGUGAACAAGGCUGAUGCCAAGGGUGGGACAUCAUUCAAUGCUGCUGUCCAAGGGGGUCAUCUUGAAGCUGUCGAAUAUCUCAUGACUAAAGGAGCGAAGCAGAACAGAUAUGAUGGAAUGACCCCACUCUAUGCCGCAGCACAAUCUGGUUGUUUAGACAUCGUCAAAUUCUUCAUAUCCAAUGGCGCUGAUGUGAACGAAGAACAUGACAAAGGGAUGAUUCCUCUCCACGGUGCAGCUUGUGAAGGCCACUUAGAAGUCAUGGAAUAUCUCAUUCAGCAAGGAUCUGAUACGAACAAGUGUGAUGCUGAGGGUUGGACACCAUUCAAUGCUGCCGUGCAAUAUGGCCAUCUAGAAUCCGUCAAAUACCUCAUAACUAAAGGAGCGAAGCGGAACAGAUAUGCCGGAAUGACCCCACUUUAUGCCGCAGCACAAUCUGGUCAUUUAGACAUCGUCAAGUUCUUCAUCUCAGAAGGAGCUGAUGUGAACGAAGAAGAUGAGGAAGGGAUGAUUCCUCUCCGCGGUGCAGCUGCUGGAGGCCAAUUAGAAGUCAUGGAAUAUCUCAUUCAGCAAGGAGCUGAUGUGAACAAGGCUGAUGCCAAGGGUGGGACAUCAUUCAAUGCUGCUGUCCAAGGGGGUCAUCUUGAAGCUGUCGAAUAUCUCAUGACUAAAGGAGCGAAGCAGAACAGAUAUGAUGGAAUGACCCCACUCUAUGCCGCAGCACAAUCUGGUUGUUUAGACAUCGUCAAAUUCUUCAUAUCCAAUGGCGCUGAUGUGAACGAAGAACAUGCCAGAAGGAUGAUUCCUCUCCACGGUGCAGCUCAUAGAGGCCAAUUAGAAGUCAUGGAAUAUCUCAUUCAGCAAGGAGCUGAUGUGAACAAGGCUGAUGCCAAGGGUGGGACAUCAUUCAAUGCUGCUGUCCAAGGGGGUCAUCUUGAAGCUGUCGAAUAUCUCAUGACUAAAGGAGCGAAGCAGAACAGAUUUGAUGGAAUGACCCCACUCUAUGCCGCAGCACAAUCUGGUUGUUUAGACAUCGUCAAAUUCUUCAUAUCCAAUGGCGCUGAUGUUAACGAAGAACAUGACAAAGGGAUGAUUCCUCUCCACGGUGCAGCUCAUAGAGGCCAUUUAGAAGUCAUGGAAUAUCUCAUUCAGCAAGGAGCUGAUGUGAACAAGGCUGAUGCCAAGGGUGGGACAUCAUUCAAUGCUGCUGUCCAAGGGGGUCAUCUUGAAGCUGUCGAAUAUCUCAUGACUAAAGGAGCGAAGCAGAACAGAUAUGAUGGAAUGACCCCACUCUAUGCCGCAGCACAAUCUGGUUGUUUAGACAUCGUCAAAUUCUUCAUAUCCAAUGGCGCUGAUGUUAACGAAGAACAUGACAAAGGGAUGAUUCCUCUCCACGGUGCAGCUCAUAGAGGCCAUUUAGAAGUCAUGGAAUAUCUCAUUCAGCAAGGAGCUGAUGUGAACAAGAAAGAUAACACUGGGUGGACGCCAUUACAUGCUGCAGUCAGUAACGGCCAUUUAGAAGUUGUUAAAGUUCUAUUGGCCAAAGGAGCUCAGGGUACCAUGUUUGAAGGAUUGACCCUUGUCCUUGUCUCCAAUGGAUUUGAUGUGAACGAAAGAAAUGAAUGCGGUAAGUCCCCUCUUCAUGCAGGAUGUUACAAUGGUAACAUUGAUAUCUUGAAAUUACUUGUUCACCACAACGCUCAUGUCAAUGUACAAGAUGAUGAAGGAUGGACACCACUCGAAGCCGCUGCACAAGAAGGACAUGAAGAUGUAGUAGAUUUCCUUGCAUUGGAUGGAGCAGACACGGACGUGAACGACAUAGAUGGUUUGGCGCCGCUUCAGGCAGCAGCGAACGCAGGCCAUCCAAAUGCAGUAGAAGGCAUCUCACCUUGUAGAGGUGAUCCGGAUGAGGAAGAAACUGGAGAUCAACGUUCCCGUGACCACCAGAAACGCAUCGAAGGAGAGUAUGUGACGGUGACAAUGAAGGAUGCAGACACGACAUCACACACGGGACAGUUAGCAUCUCAGGUAGACAAUGUGGAGAAUACGAACGACUGCACUCAAGCUGAUAAUGCGAAGAGAGGAGACGCCGAACUCUCCUUGAAGAAUCUUCACAGUAGGACCCAUGAUGAUGAAGAAAGUGGCAGAGAAGAACACAAUCCUUUCAUCCAUGCUAAGCUGAAAUAUCCUGAAAAAGGUGAACAAGAUCCAAUGCUAGAUCAGAUUGAAGCAAUGGAGAGCCCCGUGACCACAAAUGACGCAGGCGGUUCUUCCCCGCGCGGAUCUCAGACAUGGCAAUACAGCGGAUUCGAUCCACCCCAUCUUCAAACCAUGGAGACUGACCGUCACCCGUCUGAAGACCUGGAAUCCAGAUGUCACUCACCAAUUGACGAAAACAGUGAAAUUCGAGAAUCUUCUUCACCGAUGAAUGCUGGAAAUGAUCCUCCAAUUAACAGAACAUCAGAGAGUGAGAGGUACUAG